AGAUAUUGUGGGGUAUAUUACACUCUGGUAUUAACGCUAGGAAACAACAAUAGAUAAUCUUAAAUAUCUUAUUAUCUGAAUAAAAAAUCAGAUAAUACUUUCUCGUACACUAUGCCAUCUGAAGCUGCUAAACGCCGGGCAAACAAAAAGAAAGAAGCCGCAAAGAAUCGACAAAGACCAGCUAAGAAGGCUGAAGAAGAAGAAGAAGUUCCUGAAACAAAUGGAACUACGAACGGUGUCUCAACCAACGGAAUAACAAAUGGAUUCAAGAAAGGUCUCGUAAUAACGGAUGGAGAAGCUGACAAGGAAGCAAGAUCUUGUACUGGAGUUUUAGCUUCACAUCCAAUAUCUUCGGAUCUUCAUAUUUAUAAUUAUUCGUGCACCUACCAUGGCCAGGUGUUGUUUCAAGAUACGAACUUAGAGUUGAACUGUGGGAACCGAUACGGAUUGAUUGGUGCCAAUGGUUGUGGUAAAUCCACUAUGUUGGCAACGCUGGGUGGCAGAGAAGUUCCAAUUCCCGACCAUAUUGAUUCCUUUCAUUUAAAAAAUGAAGCCCCACCUUCAGACAUCACCCCCAUUAAAUAUGUGCUUGAUGUUGCAGAUGAAAGACACAGAUUAGAAGCAGAUGCUGAGAAAAUAAUGGCAGUUGAUCCUGAAAGCGAUCAAUUGUUCAAGAUCUACGAACGUUUGGAUGAACUGGGAGCGGACAUGGCAGAAGUCACGGCAUCUCGUAUCCUGCAUGGUCUCGGAUUCACGGCCGAGAUGCAGAAGAAGAAGUUGUCGGACUUCUCUGGAGGUUGGAGGAUGAGAGUAUCACUUGCCAGGGCAUUAUUCUUAAAGCCAUAUCUGUUGUUACUUGAUGAACCCACCAACCAUCUUGAUCUUGAUGCUUGUGUAUGGCUGGAGGAAGAAUUGAAAAAGUUCAAACACAUCCUUGUACUCGUGUCGCAUUCUCAAGAUUUUUUGAAUGGUGUUUGCACAAAGAUAAUCCACAUGAAUCUGAAGAAACUUAAUUAUUUUUCAGGUAAUUACGAUGCGUUUAUUAAAACUCGAGGUGAAUUGGUGGAAAAUCAAAUGAAACGUUACCAGAAGGAACAAGAUCAAAUUAACCACAUGAAGGAUUACAUCGCUAGAUUUGGUCACGGAAGUGCUAAGCUCGCCAGGCAAGCACAGAGCAAAGAAAAAACUCUUGCAAAAAUGGUGGACAAAGGAUUAACAGAGCGUGUACGAGAAGAAAGCACCUUCAACUUUUACUUCCCUGAAUGUUCAAAACUUGCCCCUCCCGUGCUUAUGGUGCAAAAUAUUAGUUUCCGAUAUUCAGAUGAAACUCCCCAAAUUUACAAAGACGUCGAAUUCGGAGUCGACAUGGACACCAGGUUGGCGUUGGUCGGACCUAAUGGGGCAGGAAAAUCAACUUUGUUGAAACUGAUAAGUGGAGAGCUCAGUCCUACAGAUGGAAUUAUUAGAAGACACAGCCAUUUGAAGAUAGCAAGAUAUCAUCAGCAUCUGCAAGACCACAUUGAUGUAAACCUCACACCAUUGGAAUAUAUAAGGAAGUGUUAUCCAGAGGUCAAAGACGUGGAACAGUUAAGGAAAAUAAUUGGACGAUAUGGGAUCAGUGGAAAACAACAGCUAUGCCCAAUAAAGAAACUGUCAGAUGGGCAGAAGUGCCGUGUGGUAUUUGCAUGGCUGUCGUCCCAAAACCCCAACCUACUAUUACUUGACGAACCUACGAACCAUCUUGAUAUUGAAACAAUUGAUUCACUUGCCGAAGCAAUCAACGAAUUUAGUGGCGGUUUAAUCCUAGUGUCUCAUGACUUUAGACUUAUUGAUCAGGUAGCUAAAGAUAUUUGGGUUUGUGAGAACUGCACGGUAACUCCGUGGACACAAAACAUCAGAGCUUACAAAGAUUUGCUCAGGAAAAAAGUUUUAAACAGAGAAAAGAAAAUAUUGAAAGGUGAAAGUGCUGAUCAUAACGCUGGGAAAGUUAAGACAGCAGCUGUUCCUGUUAAAAAAGUUCCAUCUCCUGCAAGCAAAGGAAGUAUUAUUGGCAUUGUGAAACCUAAAGCCCCAGCCACUGUCGAUUUUUGGAAUGGCGAGGAUUAAAUCUGGAAACACUAAGUUGAAUUCAUCUGGAAACACUGCAUAUAGGAAAUUAAAUCUCUGGUGGUCACUGGCUGCCUGGAAUCUUGUGUUUUUUAGUAACGCGCAUGCGCAGUGUUGCCCGGAAUCGCAUAUUUAUUACUAGGCAAUUUCAAGUUUGUAUCAUAGGCAAUGUCUCUUAUUCUCUUUCUUGCGUGCGCGUCUGUUAUUGAUUGCAAACAGGGAGUUUCCUAUGCCGUUUUGGAGGGCGCGUAUAAAUUUCCCAUAAAUUUCAAUUAAAACCAAUAAAAAAACGGGACGCGCUGAACGUCUGGUCGAUGCCAAGUUCGAAAAACGCCCCAUUGGUUGAUGCGGUGACGUCUGUGGUAUGACGUCAUUUAUUUUCGUAUUUUCCUUGUUGAAAACCAAACCCCCCAAGUAUUUGUAUUUAUAAUGAAAACCACGUUGGUAGUCGUGGUGUGUAAAGAAAAUAAAAUGUGAAAAGAUUGGA
Ciona intestinalis (vase tunicate) is the source of this 2593-nucleotide messenger RNA. Lineage: Eukaryota; Metazoa; Chordata; Ascidiacea; Phlebobranchia; Cionidae. The record is from RefSeq and is a predicted model, not a curated record.